This is a messenger RNA of Astrephomene gubernaculifera, 1727 nucleotides long. Lineage: Eukaryota; Viridiplantae; Chlorophyta; Chlorophyceae; Chlamydomonadales; Astrephomenaceae. The record is from the annotation of a GenBank genome assembly.
UCCCUCCCCACCACCCAACUGUCCGGUCUGCGCCUAUGUCUACAUCUAUCCGCCUAGCGACCUGGCCGGCAAGCCGCUUUUUACCUUCGACGCCGGAGUCUCCUGCCGAAACAUGACCAACCUCAUCGUCUCCGGCUUCACCAGCAACGCAGCGCUGCGCGGCGCACGCAUCUCCAGCCCCUUCUCGCUCUACACCUGCUCCGCGCAGUACAUCAACGGUAUAUCACCAACGGCCGGCGGUAUGACAUUAACGGUUUAUCCGUACAUCAAGGUGUGCGGCGCCUUCCUCACUCUGGAUGAUGCAAUGCUGGUGCAGCCCUGGGUGUCGACGGUUGGAGUGUACGGAUGGAGGGAUUACAUUACAGGCGGAGGACCGGGCUGUAACGCUGAGCUGGCUGGUUAUACCAUAUCCAGCUUCGUGUCUGGCAUGUAUUAUGACAUCAUAGGGCCGUCAAGCGGCUCCUGCAUGUCUGGAAAUGUUAGCCAGAGCUGCACCCUCUUCGACCCGCCCUCGCCGAUGGCGCCCUCGCCCUCGCCGAUGGGUCAACGGUCCAAACCGCCGCCGUCGCCGCUGCCGCCUGCGCUGCCGCCACCGUCGACACCCUCCGCGCCGCCGACGCCCCCUGGCCUGGUCAAGACCCAUAAUUGCGUGCAGAGUACGAGCAAUGUGCCGUACAACAUUAGCACCUUGUUUACCGUGAACACGAGGGACCAGAGCAACGCAGCUGCGACGGCCAUGUGCUUUGUGGUCGGCAAGCAGAGCUGCAGGGCUUCGUCGUACUGCUGCUCUAUGGACUUUGCAAAGGUGGAGGUUCCAAUCUCCGAGAGCUGCAAAGGCGACCUACGAGGCAUCACCAUUAACAGCUCGCCGGUUUCGUACAGCUGGGGCUUGUACGACUCCCUCAACGUUACGACCAUUAAAUUCACCAAGCUCACCACGUACCUGCCGAAUCCUGAUCAGGCAGUUCUGUGCUGGUUGGUCCGCCCCGGAGUUUGCUCCACUCCCGAGCAGUUCUGCCAUAACGGACUUUGCCAGGUUAAUGUCUUCUCAACUGAUAACAAGUGCUGCCCGGCUACCAUUGCCAACUAAGCACAAGCUCUUGUCGUCAUGGCAUGGGGAAGACCAAGCUAUGUGCAGCACCCUGCCCAGCCAGCGAAAGCCAAAGCUUUUUAUGCUGUAGUUUGUUUGCAUUCUUGAUGAGUAUUGUUUAUACAUAAUCACAUCGCUAGCUCGUGACAACUUCACGGCUGACUGAGACAUCUCUCUUUCCCUCUUAGCGACUUAACAACAACACCUCAAGAAUACUUAUCAGCAGAGGUCUACUUCUUCUGCAAUGAUGUUUGCGACGGACGUGUAUACGAUGGACGUGUUGGUUGUGACUUUACGGCUUUCGUCGGCUUUCGACCUCCCGUGCUGACCUUCAGGACUUGAAAAUAUUGGACUUGACACCAUUUCUUUCUGUCCUUAUCGUUCCCGUUAUAUAUGCAAAUCAUAAUGUUCGGCGGAAGUCCUGUGCGAAUUGGUCACGACCCGGGGGUCAUUUAUCGGCUUACUAAUGAUGCCGUCUGUCGUACUCUUCGCCUGUGUCCAGGGUACAGUGUUCUUAUGCAUGCGCCCUACCGGUAUAAUAUCGUGUUGCGAAGAGUUCUCCUGAACAAAGGAGUGCAAGCACGGACAGCCAUGGUGUCCAUAAAAAUUGUGGAAAAUGUAAGCACAGAGAUACUCA